AUGUCCUUCCUGAAGGCAUCUGACCUUCCCGCGAUCCCUACAUACCGAGUGAUUGACUCCGAUGGCGAAAUGGUGGACAGAACAAGAACAGCGCCCGAUGUGACAGAUGAGGAGGUCUUGACCUGGUACAAGAAUAUGCUGUCUGUCAGUGUUAUGGACGUGGUCAUGUUUGAGGCACAAAGACAGGGUCGUCUGAGCUUCUACAUGGUUUCUGCUGGUGAAGAAGGCAUUACGGUCGGGUCUGCCGCCGCGUUAACCCCGGACGAUGUGGUGUUUGCCCAAUAUCGCGAAGCUGGCGUGUUUCAGCAGCGGGGGUUUACUUUGAAGAACUUUAUGAGCCAACUGUUUGCCAAUGACAACGAUGCAGGCAAGGGUCGCAAUAUGCCAGUGCACUAUGGACAGAACUAUCCUCGAAUGCAUACUAUCUCCUCCCCACUAGCAACCCAGAUCCCACAGGCAGCUGGUGCAGCCUAUGCACUGAAGAUGCAAGACUUGCAGAACCCCACCCGUGACCCGCGCAUCGUGGCCUGCUACUUUGGCGAGGGAGCCGCAAGUGAAGGCGAUUUCCACGCCGCACUCAACAUUGCAGCGACCCGAUCAUGUCCCGUUGUAUUCAUCUGCCGCAACAACGGAUAUGCCAUCUCGACCCCGACUCUGGAGCAGUACCGCGGUGACGGAAUCGCCAGUCGUGGCGUAGGUUAUGGCAUUGACACCAUCCGAGUCGAUGGCAACGAUGUCUUCGCUGUGAACGAGGCUAUGAAGGAAGCGCGUCGUCUUGCCCUUACGGACGGGGGACGACCUGUCUUGAUAGAAGCCAUGAGUUAUCGUGUUUCCCACCACAGCACCAGUGACGACAGCUUUGCCUACCGUGCGCGCGUCGAGGUUGAGGAUUGGAAGCGCAGAGAUAAUCCCAUCAUUCGACUUCGCAAGUGGCUGGAGAACCAGGGAUUGUGGAAUGAGGAUAAGGAGAAGGAGACGCGGGAUCAGAUGAGGAAGGCUGUGUUGAAGGAGUUCGGUGAAGCGGAACGUGAGAAGAAGCCACCUCUUCGAGAGGCAUUCAAGGAUGUCUAUGAAGAAAUCACCGAGGAGCAGCGCGAGCAGAUGAAUGAGCUCAAGCGCAUCUUGGAAACAUACCCCGAUGAAUACGACUUGCGGCCAUACAAGGACGGGGCUAAGGGUCUGGACUGA
This is a messenger RNA of Penicillium olsonii, 1188 nucleotides long. The record is from the annotation of a GenBank genome assembly. NCBI's taxonomy places the organism in Eukaryota, Fungi, Ascomycota, Eurotiomycetes, Eurotiales, Aspergillaceae.